GUAUGGCGCCGCGGAGCUGUCGCACGGCAGCGCGUGUGUUGUGUAUUUUAGCGUUUCUGUGCCUGGGCCGAGUGAGCGUGUGCGCGCGACACGAACCCGCCCUCGAACGCGUCCACCUGCAAAAUGUCGCGCUCGUCCCGGCGGGGGACGCCGGCGAGAUCUCGCUGCAGCUGCGGCUGCUGGUGCGAGGCACCCACCUGGACGAGCGCGGCGACUUGGAGUUCAGGGCAACGCCGCGCCGCAGCGGCGAAGCCGACGAGUGCCUGCAGGCGGACCGGGCCGCAGCUUCGGUGUUUCGCGAUCGCGGGGGCAACGCCACGGUUACCGGUCUGACCGUCGUCGUGCCGGCGUCGGCGGCGCCGGCCUACGCUAGGAUAUUCCUCUGCCUGAAGACGAGCAGGCGGCGGCCCUGCGGGGCCGACGAGUCCGACAACAGCUGUGCGGAGCAGCCGGGCGAUGCGCAGUGGGUGCACCAGCCGGACGGCGUUUACGUCGAUCUGCCGAAGGACGCCUUGCGGCGCGCGGAAACUGCUGCUGCUGCUGAUGGGUGGGUGGUGCGGCGGCAGCGGCGCAACGUCAGCCUGCCGGAGUCCCGGCUGCAGCCGGCGACGGUGUCGCCCCUGGCGGAGGACGCCUCCGCCCCGGGACUGUCGCGGCCGCAGGAGGUGCGGCUGCAGACGGCCGGCUCCGCCGAGGGCGACGCCGUGGCGUCGGUGGUGUCGCUGCGCAUCGAGGCGGAGAAGGUGGAGGUGGAGGAAGGCCGCAUGCAGGUGCUGGCCGACUCCGAGGUGCGGCUGCGCCUGUUCGGCGUCGCGCUGCGCCCCGGCACCAACAUGACGUUCACGCGCGUGGCCGCCGCGCGCGGCGCGCCCUGCAGCUUCCCGCAGCCGGAGGUCUUCACGAUUAACCAGGUGUCGGAGGCCGGCACGUCGGCUGAGGCGGUGGUGACGGUGCCGUCCGUGGUGGGCACGUACUACCUGUGCAUGGAGAUCGGCGAGGGCCCCGCGUUCGUGCACCAGGGCGAGGAGCCGUGGGUGUCGCUCAGCGUGCACACGCCGCUGCUGCCCGUCUGGCUGUCCAUCAUCGUCAUCUGCGUCUGCCUCGUCUUCUCGGCGCUCUUCUCCGGCCUCAACCUCGGCCUCAUGUCCAUGGACCAGACCGACCUCAAGAUCAUCUGCAACACGGGCACGCCCACCGAGAAGAGGUAUGCGCGCGCCAUCAUGCCCGUGCGCAAGAUGGGCAACUACCUGCUGUGCUCGAUCCUGCUGGGGAACGUGCUCGUGAACUCGACGCUGACGAUCGUGAUGGACGAGCUGACGUCGGGCCUCGUGGCCGUGAUCGGCUCCACGAUGGCCAUCGUCAUCUUCGGCGAGAUAACGCCCCAGGCAAUCUGCUCCAGGCACGGGCUGGCCGUCGGCGCCAAGACCAUCUACGUCACCAAGCUCAUCAUGGGCCUCACCUUCCCGCUCUCCUAUCCCAUCAGCCGUGUGCUCGACUUCUUGCUCGGCGUCGAGAUCGGGAACGUCUACAACCGUGAGAGGCUCAAGGAAUUGGUGAGGCUUACCACAGAAUACAAUGAUCUGGAGAAAGAUGAAGUUAACAUCAUUUCUGGUGCCCUGGAACUACGGAAAAAAACUGUUUUUGAUGUAAUGACAAAGCUUGAAGAUGUCUUUAUGCUGGAUUAUGAAGCCAUAUUGGACUUUGAGACAGUCUCUGAGAUAAUGAAACAAGGAUACUCCAGGAUACCAGUUUAUCAAGGAAGUCGUAGCAACAUUGUGACUGUCUUAUACAUUAAAGAUCUAGCAUUUGUUGAUCCUGAUGAUAACACUCCAUUAAAGACACUCUGCAAAUUCUAUCAGAAUCCAUGUAAUUUUGUAUUUGAAGAUACUACCCUCGAUGUCAUGUUCAAGCAGUUCAAAGAAGGAAUAAAAGGACACAUGGCAUUUGUUCAUAGAGUCAAUUCAGAAGGUGAAGGAGAUCCAUUUUAUGAAACAAUUGGGCUUGUGACAUUGGAGGAUGUCAUUGAGGAACUUAUCCAGUCAGAAAUUGUUGAUGAAACAGAUGUUUGGAUGGACAACAGAUCAAAACGCCGCAGGGUUAAGUCAACAAAACAAGACUUCACUAUCUUCGCCGAGCGUCGAGAGGCACAAAAGAUUCACAUCUCACCACAACUAACAUUAGCAACCUUCCAGUAUCUGAGCACAACUGUUGAUGCCUUCAAACCAGAAACAAUAUCUGAAACCAUUUUAAGAAGACUGCUCAAACAGGAUAUUAUUUAUCAUGUCAAAGUUAAAAAUAAAGAAAAAGCACGCAACGAUCCUCAGACAAUAAUAUAUUCUCAGGGUAAACCAGUGGACUAUUUUGUUCUAAUAUUAGAAGGCCGUGUUGAAGUGACAGUUGGGCAGGAAAGCAUGGUAUUUGAAAGUGGACCAUUUACGUAUUUCGGCACUCAAGCUCUGGCACAAAAUGUUGGAGUUGUAGACUCUCCAACAACACAAAAUCCACAGAAUAUUGGUUCUAUUCAGUCAGUGAAUCUGGACAGCAUGUUGCGCCAUUCAUUUAUACCAGAUUACACAGUUAGAGCAAUUACAGAUGUUUUCUACAUGCGCCUGAAGCGCUCACUUUAUUUGGCUGCUAAGCGUGCCACACUAAUGGAGCGUGAUAAGACUGAGAGGCAGUCUGAAGAUCAUUUUGAUGAUGAAGUGGAGAAGCUGCUUCACUCUCUGGAUGAAGAUGACAAAAGCCAGGGACCAAUGGACUCUCCUGUAUCCAACUAUUACUCACAGACCGAUAAAAGCCUGCUGCAGCAAUACAUAGCAGAAGCAGAACGUCGCAGGUCAACAGGCAACACACCUGCCCGCAGUCCUCCAAAUGGUAGUGCAAAGCCUGUGGAAGAAGUGGAAGGUGAAGUAGCAGUAGAAGGAGAGGAACAUGCUGUGCUGCUGCCAGACUCUUCUUCUAAACCUAACUGCCCAGAGUGCUAGCACUUGCCCAAAGGCAGCCCACAAGAAGAGGCUGCCACUCAAACUAAGGUGCACGAGUAUGAGGGGGGCUUGUGAAUCCAGUAAAGAGUAUUGUCGUAAACUAUCGAGAGUCCUCAUCAUGCAAGUUCAUAUUUCUGGCACAAAUUAUGAUAUUCUAUCAGUCUAUUGCAUUGAUAUUGCAUCUGAUAGUUCAGUAAUUUGAUUUGCUAUUAUUGUGGGGCAAGUGUGGAUGAUUUGUGUCAUUUCAUUUAAUGUGUAUUUGUGGCAUUUCAGCUUGUUUGUCCUCCAAUUGUCCUACUUCAGCGGUCCUGAUGCAGUGUAUGAAACUAAUCAGAACAUUGCCAUGUGUGACACUUUAUAAUCUUUUGGUCAUUAAAUUAUUUAAUUCAUUUACAUUUAGUUAAGGCUCAUUUGUUUUUAUUAGUUGCCAAAUGGACGGUAAAAACAAAGAAAAUGAAGGAAAGUGUACACUCUGUAUGUUGGUAAGAAAUUCAGUAACUCUUCCCACAUCUAUUGCCUCCAUAAGAACUGCCUCAAAUUUCAUGUAAGUUAUGAUAAACGUGCAUUAGUAACUUUAAUUCUGUGUAUAUAAUGAGUGUUGGGAUGAAAAAUAGUUUUAUAAGUGGAGACAAGGAAGAAGAAAACUUAAGAGUAUUUUUAAAUGCUGUGCUGUUUAGUAGAACCUGGCCCUUUUAUACACCCUUUUAUUAUGGUAAUACUGUAAUUGUAUCACCUCAUAUGAAUCAAGUAAAUAAUUGAGAAAGUAUGCUACUAUAUCUGUGUUAAUGGCAUUUUGUAGACUGUUUGCCUUCAUCAUAGCAUUUUAAUAACUUGUUGUAAUUCACAUGUGUGUUUUAAGAAAGUUACUAUUUUACAGUUGUUCAUUAUUGUGUUUCAUUGUUUUUUGUAGUACUUUCUUGUUGCUCGAAUGAAAAUGGGGGUAACUAAUGCAGCAGUUUUGAUUAAUGUAAAAUAUUUCAUGUAACUGUUUUAAAAUGGUGAGAUGUUUAUCAGUGUGGUUAUCUGUAGAUUGUUCCUGUUUGUGGAAUUAACACAACUGAAAUUUAUAAAUUUUUAAGAUUUGCUAUGUUAACAUCUUGUCCAGUUAUUUGUUGUGGUGCAAUGGGAGAUUUGGAACAUUUUUCAUAGAAUGUUGAAAUAUUUUUUGGUGCCGUGUAACUUGGUGAUGUAAGUAGUGAACAGUGCCUAAAUAACUUGAAAGAUAAUAACAAAUUAUGGACAUGCCAUAUAAAAAUCUGGACUCUAAAAUGUGAAAAAUCAAGUUCCAUGUUGAGAGCUGUCACCAGCAUAUUUCUGUUUCAUAUUUCUUUGAUGUCCAAAAAUAAUUUACUGGUGCAUGUGUUACAGAAAGUGUUAGGAAUUUUAAAAUAUAGACUGACAUGAAUUAUCUAGCACAACAAGAGUCCUUCCCAUAAAUCAUCCGAGUCUUCAUAAUCGAAUAAACUAAUUCAGUAGUUAAAACAACUUGUAAUAACGGAAAAGAAACAAGCAGUAUGAUGUUAUUUUUGUAUUAAUUAUAUAAGAAUAAUAAAUGUUUGAGAGGUUUAAAAAGGUACAAAAGUGAAAGCCUAUGGUAAGACAGUUUUUGUAGCUGCUGCAGAUGUAUUUGUAUAGUAGCUAAGUUAUUAUUUUCGUAACAUUUUGUCACAUUGCAUAUGCUGUUGAUUUUCACUUACCUUAGACAUUAUUUGUGUGUCGCUACUGCUUUGGUUGUGUUGAAUAAACUAAUAAUGGUGUACGCAGGCUUCACACUGAAGCAAUUGAAUAUGCAGUGCAUUCUGUGUGAGUGCUCAUAUUGCCUGUGCUGAAGCAGCACACUACUUGAUAAGAAACUUUAUGGGACUAACUGAAGCAGUAAGUUUCUUUUACAUUCUGAAGAUAUUUUUAGUUUCUGCCUUGUGAUUCAGGCGCAGAAAAGCUUUUGAAAAUGUGUAUAGAUUUUAGGAAGAGAUUAUAUGUCAUUGUUCUUGUUUACUGUAUACUAUUGUGUGUACAGUUGGUGUGUAUUUUAGUAUUCAGACAAAUGGCAGAUAUUUUUAAGUAAUGUACUAGAAUGUUUUCCAUAGAUGUCAGUACUGUGAUAUUGUCAACAUUUAGCACUUUAUAUUAAAAAGAAGGGACAUAUUUAAAUGACCAAAGUUCCAGAAGAAAUAUGUUAUUACCUGACUUAGUGGCAUAACCUGGGGUUUGAAUAUAUUCUUAUAGGUGUACUUAAAUAGAAAUAUGUGUAUGUAUUGUAGCUUUAAUUUUUAUUUAUUACUGGUGUACUUAAAUAUGUUGUUGUUUGAUUAUAUUUCUAAUAUUUUUUUUGGAAAAUAAAACUUGCCAGAGAUCAUUAA
Molecule: messenger RNA, 5344 nt
Organism: Schistocerca serialis cubense
Lineage: Eukaryota; Metazoa; Arthropoda; Insecta; Orthoptera; Acrididae
Gene: uex
Product: unextended protein
Exons: 13
Coding region: 3-2984 (993 amino acids)
Biological process (GO): magnesium ion homeostasis; transport
Cellular component (GO): plasma membrane
Molecular function (GO): transmembrane transporter activity
Source: RefSeq, a predicted model, not a curated record